AUGAAAUAAGAAAAUAAAAAAAGCAAAUAACAACAAUAAUACUAAGAUCUAUUUCUUAAUAAAUAGAUUAUUUAAUAAUGUUAAAAAACUCUUGGUAAUACUUGAUUAUCUUAAUUUAGAAAUAACUUAAUUAGAACAAUAAGAAUUAACAAAAGUGUUUUCUCUAGUUUCUGAAAAAAUAAAUUAAGUUAGUUAAAAAACAUACACAUUUAAAAAAGAAGAAAGAUUAUUAAGAAUAGAUAAUGAUGAUUGGGAAUAUUUGAUAAAAUAAAAAACUAAAAUUCUCUAAAGACUUUCUUCUUUAAUAGAUUUAAUCAACGUCAAAGAUCACUCAUUCGAUAUGAAUAUCACUAAAAAUCCAAUAUACAACAAACUUCAAUUUUUGAAUCCAAAAAAAAAAUAAUUUGGAGUAGAUCUUUUGUAGAUAUUACAGAACGAUGAAACAUUAAUUAUAAAGCUUAAAAUGUUGAUAUUAGAAAUUGAAGAUGAAAUAAAAGAGCUCAAAUAAUCUGGUUCAUUUUGGAAUUGUAUUCGUUGCAAUACAAUUCUUAAAGAGGGAUUCAAUGAGGAAGUAUAACAAUUUAAUAGUUUAGACAUGUAUAUUUCAUUCUGGCAAACUUAAAUAUUUUUCUUGUAAAACUUGUGGAGGAGAUGAAUAUUUCACUUGUUGUAAUUAAUGUAGAGAUUGUAAUUAAGGAUGUAAAAAAGGAUUACAUAAAAAAUGA
Paramecium primaurelia is the source of this 725-nucleotide messenger RNA. The record is from the annotation of a GenBank genome assembly. Lineage: Eukaryota; Ciliophora; Oligohymenophorea; Peniculida; Parameciidae.